UCUGACUAAUCAUGGCUGACUGGAGUCUACUUGGGAACUUUCUAGAAGAAGUCCAGGAACAUUCCACCUCGGUGGGAAAGGUGUGGCUCACCAUUCUUUUCAUCUUCCGGAUCCUGGUCCUGGGCACGGCCGCCGAGUCCUCGUGGGGUGACGAGCAGGAAGACUUCACCUGCGACACUGAGCAGCCCGGUUGUGAGAACGUUUGUUACGAUCGAGCCUUUCCCAUCGCGCAUAUCCGCUUCUGGGUGCUCCAGAUUGUAUUUGUGUCCACACCUUCUCUCAUCUACAUGGGACACGCGAUGCACAGUGUCCGCAGAGAGGAGAAGAGGAGGAAAGAGCGGGAAGAAGAAGAAGGAGCACAAAGAGACAGAGAUGGAGAGAAGUACCCAGAGGAAGACAAGAACUGUGGGAAGGAGGACGAAGGUGGAGGUGGGAAGGUGCAACUGAAGGGGGCUUUGCUACAAACAUAUGUACUAAGUAUCCUCAUCCGCUCUGUAAUGGAAGUGAUCUUCAUCAUAGUCCAGUACAUGAUCUAUGGAGUCUUCCUUAAUGUGCUCUACGUAUGUAAGGCCUCUCCGUGUCCGCAUCUGGUCAACUGCUACAUCUCGAGACCUACGGAGAAGAACGUGUUUAUUGUGUUUAUGCUGGCGGUAGCAGCUGUAUCGCUGUUGCUAAGUGUCGUAGAACUGUAUCAUUUGGCGUGGAAGCAGUUUAAGGGUUGUUUGCAAGGAUAUAAGGCUUCCAAACAGCGACCGAAUACACCAUCCACCGUGGCUGCAGUCUCACCAAACCGAGCUUGCACUCCACCUCCUGACUUCAACCAGUGCCUGACAUCUCCACCAUCUUCCCCUACCAUACAGACACACGCAAACCCGCUUUUACACCCAACCUGCCCGCCUUUUCACGACCGGCUGGCACACCAGCAAAACUCGGUGAACAUGGUCACUGAACGCCAUCGAGGUCAAGACUACCUAGGAGUCAACUUCUUCAGCUUCUCACAUACACUUACAGAGAUGCCCAACUCAUGCGCCUCACCUUCGUUUCUAAGCAGUGAUUUUGUUGAGGACAAGCGAAGGUUUAGCAAGAGCAGCGGGACCAGCAGCCGCAUGAGACCGGACGACCUUGCAGUAUAGCACUGACCGCUCGCAUAUGGAAAAGGGUCAUCUAGUGUGACUAGUCAUAAAUCUGCGACAUGAUUUUGCACUUGACCUAACAUAUAGACUGAGCCAGAAUAUCGGUUCACACAUUAGCACAGAUGCAUAAAUGUGAGUGAGUGAUGCAUAAAGAAAACCAUUCAACUUAAAAAAAAA
Molecule: messenger RNA, 1310 nt
Organism: Sinocyclocheilus grahami
Lineage: Eukaryota; Metazoa; Chordata; Actinopteri; Cypriniformes; Cyprinidae
Product: gap junction alpha-5 protein-like
Exons: 1
Coding region: 12-1133 (373 amino acids)
Biological process (GO): cell-cell signaling; heart development; atrial cardiac muscle cell to AV node cell communication by electrical coupling
Cellular component (GO): connexin complex
Molecular function (GO): gap junction channel activity involved in atrial cardiac muscle cell-AV node cell electrical coupling
Source: RefSeq, a predicted model, not a curated record